AUGAACAGUAUCUCAUCAUAAUUCGGUUCCUUAAUGUAUCUUGAAAGAGCUUAAUAAAUAUUCUUGAAAGGUUCAAAUAUUUCGAAUGUAUAAACUGGAUCAGUUAUCUACUCUGUAGGAAACACCACUUUGAAUAUUUCUCAUACAACAAUAGAUUGUACUUAAAGUCCUUAUGAUAGCAAGUAUAAUACCUUAGAAUACCUAAGAACUCUACCAGUUAUCAUUAAUUUUUUCCAGCCAACAAAAAAGACUCCAGUUUUUAUUAAAAAUGCUAUGUAUGUGGCAUCUGCUAGCAAUUAGAUUAGGAAUUGCUAUCAAUCACCUUAAGGUGGAGCUUAUUAUCUCGAAAAUACUACAUUUUAUGACUCUUAAAACUCUCAUUAUAGCUAUAAUUCUGCAUAACAAGGUGGAGUAAUUUAUUGCAAAUAUUGCAAAUUGGAUAUAAAAGCUGCAACUUUGAGAAAUAAUUUUGCUAACUUAGGCGGAUCUAUCUAUGCCGAGUAGAUCUCUUAAAUUUAACUUAAUAACAUAACUGUCAGAAAUAGUUCUGCCUAUAUUGAUGGAGGCUUUCUGUACUUUUUAUCAAAUGACUUAUCAGCGAAUAAAAAUUUAUCAGCAAUCGAUGGAAGUGAUAGCUCAAGCUUAAGCUUUGAAAAAACUUAAUUUCCAUAUUUAAAAGUGAGUGGUGGAUAGUUUAAUUUCACAUAAGCAACAAGGACAGGUGGAUGCUAUUUUAUUAAUGCUAAUUACUCAGAAUUUUACAUUGAAAAUCUUAAAAGCCAAUUUCAUAGUUAUGUACUGUCUACAGCAACAUCAUACGGAGGAGUCAUUUAUAUUCUAUAAGCAGAUAAGAUUCAUAUCUAGGAUUCUAUAUUCAUGCUCUUCAACUCAACGAAUGGGUCAUUUGCAGCUAUUAGAUCUGUUGGUAUUUAAGCUUACAUCUCUAACUCAUAUUUUGAUCAAAAUGUUAAGCCAUUCAAUAGAAUAUCUAUAUAUGAUCCUUUUUAUUCUGUUAGAUCAUUUGGAGCUCUGUAUAUUGAAAAUGGGAAACAAUUAAGUUUGGAAAGUAACAUUUUUUCUAAUUGCUACUUCCCUUAUUGGGGAGGAGCAGUAUCUUUAAUUAAUACAAAACUCCUUGAAAAUAAUACAAUUUACUAUUCUAAUUACGCUAUCUAUGGUGGAGUAUUUUAUUCAGCCUUAUAACCAGAAUCUGAAUUUAACUCUAUAUAAAUUUACAAUACUUAAGCUGCCUAUGAGGGUUCUGGUUAUAUCAUUGAAAUUUAACAGGGGAAUUUAUAUUUUAAAAACUUGACAGUCUAAAACGCCACUGCAUAUUUCUAUGGUUUUUUCCUAGUUUAAGAAUAUCCCUCAUCUUAUGAGGACAUUUAAGCUAACUUAACAAUUUCUCCAAUUAAUGGAGCGAUAUAUAUUACGACUGUGAAUUCAUUAACUAUCAAUCGAUUCUAUGGAGUUAAUUUAUUUGGCAGUCCAACCUCUUUAAUGAAGUCAACAAGCGUAAAAGAUUUAAUAAUUAACAAUACUGUAAUUGAAUGUAGAGACAAUUACUAUGCUUAAUUCACUCCUAAAAGAAUACUUUAGAUGACUAUUUCUACUUACAAUACUUAGUUGACAAUGUAAAGCGUAAUUGAGCUAGGUAAUAUGAAUUCAGCAAUUUUUAACAAUUUGACUAUCCAAAACUGUAAUGUUAACUAAUAUGCUAUACAAACAUCAUCAUUUUAAUUUGUCGUUACUCUAAUCAUUACCAAUAGUAAAUUUAAGAAUAUAAAAAUAGGAGGAUGUCUUUCUACUUAUGGAAUCAACAACUUACUUAUUGAAAAUAUUACAGUGUAGGAUGUUGAUAGUAUAAAGGAAUCUUUUAUUAAUGAUCAAGGCUCUCAAUUAGUAAUGAAGAAUAUCCAUCUCAGAAAUAUAAAGUAGUAAACUGGUAGUGCCAUAAGGCUAUUAAGGGCUACUUUAUCUAGAAAUGCUACAAUUACAAACAUUUCUGUCACUAAUCUAACAUCAAAUGCUUAAGGAGCGAUUAUCUACUUAAAUUCUAGCAACUUAAUGCCAUUUUUUAGACUAUAAGGUAUAUACUGUCAGGAUAUUACUUCUACUGAUUCAGCUGUUUUAUUGUUCAUAAAUCUAUUUUCAGGUCAAAUCCUUAUUACUCCAGAAGGAAAUAAAAAGAAUUAUAUUAGAAGAUUCAAAUCUACAGGAAAUGUAGGUCUUAUCUCAUAGGAAAAUCAAAAUCUUACUUUGAGCAUACAAGACUUUCUAUUUGAAUGCGUUGAUGAUUCCAAUAGACCUUAAUCUCAAUACACUGCGAAUAAAAAUGGGCUAGUAUAUUUUGCUAACUCGUUUGGAUAAUUAAAGACACAAAAUGUAGUUUUUAGAAAUUGCAAACAAGAAGGGUCUCCAAUAAUGGUCAAAUUUUCUAAUUUUUUUGAUAACAGCUCAAUAUUUGAAUACAAUGGGGCCAUUAAAGGAGGUGCAUUGGCAUGUCAUAGCAGCUUUUGUAAACUAGAGAAUACAACUUUUAAGAAUAAUACUGCUUAAAAUAGUGGAGGAGCUUUGAAUUUUGACAGCAAUAUUACUGUAAUCUUGAUUUCUAUUAUUGCUAAUGACAAUUUCGCAGGUAUGAUUAAACUUUAUUAUUUUACAUAAUUUUUAGAUCAAGGAGGACUAAUAUUCUUUGAAAAAUCAAGGCAAGAUGAUUAUUAACAGGCUAACUUCAACAUUACGAAUACAAGUCAAUUACGAAGAAAUACUGCUAGAUUUGGAGGUUUAAUUUUUACAGACAAUAUUUAUCUAGUGAUGAAUAUAGUCAAUAUUUCAGCAAAGUAUGUUUCCUCAACAGAGGAAGGAGGAAUUUUCUAUAUUUUCAAUGCUAAGUAAAUCAAUAUUAGUGACUCAAAUUUCGAAAGCUUUUAAUCUAAUGAUGGUGGCUUUAUGAUGAGCACUGCAACUGACAUAGAAAUGAAAAUUACUAAUACUGUGAUUCUUUGUGAUUCAAGCAGCACCAAUGAAAUUAAUCUUCAGUAAUUCUAAUCUUCAUAAUUGACAACUAAUACAAAAGGAGUAUUAAGUCUAAGCAAUGCAAAAGCUUUCACCUCAAGAAAUAAUCAAUUUACAUAAUGUGGUAUUUCAUCCUAAGGAGGUGUUAUCAACUUGUAUAGAUCUAACUUUACAGAUUUCUAAUCUCUUUAUUAAAAUAAUGUUGGACUUUACGGUGGAGCAAUUAAUGUUCAACAAUCUAAUGCAAUCAUCGUAUAGUCAAAGUUCUUAAACAAUUUAGCGAAAGUUGGCGGUGCAAUCUACUUAGCAUCAGAGUCUUCAUUAAUUCUCUUCAAAUGUUUGAUUAAACAGAAUUAAGCCUAAACAACCAGUGGGGGAGUUUAUCUUUCAACCUCUUCAAUAUUGCAAAUAGAUCAAUCAUAAUUUUACGAAAAUAAAGCAUCUGAAAACUCUGCAAUAGAAAUCUUAAGAUCUAAAGCUAAUGCAAAUGUUACAAUUAAGAAUAGUAUCUUUGAAGAUAACUAGUCUGAGAAGAACACAAUAUCGAUUAUGUAUUCGAGUGUCUGGAUUGAAAAUUCUUAAUUUCAUAACAAUUAAGCUAAUUAAAGAUCUAAGAAUAUUUUAUGCGGAUUUACUAACAUUACUAUAUAAGGCUGCGAUUUUUACUAAACAUAUUAAGACCCUAAAUAGAUAUAAAUUAGAAAUUAUUAAACAACUGGAACAUUUUUAUUCUUGAUAUUUGAUGUUUCUAUUGAUAUUUAUAAGACAAGAUUUUAUGGAGGAGUUUCCAGUAACGGAGGUGCUAUAUAUAAUUCUGGAAACAGUUAUAUUUAUAUUUAAGAAUCAGAAUUCUUAAAUAACUAUGCUUCCAAUGGUGGCGCCAUUUAUGCUUCAGGUUUUGAAAGUAUUUACAUUGGUAAUAAAACAGAAUUCUCAAAUAAUUAAGCUAUUGAAAUGGGUGAGGAUUUACAUGCAUCAAACUCAAUAAAUAAUAUAACUCUCAACAAUGUUAAAAUUUAAAAGGCAUCUGCAAAAAAUUCUAUAUAUAUUGAACAAGCAUAUCUUGAUGCAGAAAAUCUAAAUAUUUCAGCUACUACACCUGCAAAAGAUCUUAAAAAUGGAGCGGGAAUCAAUUGCAACUAAUGUAAAGGAAUGAGAAUAUUUAAAUCAGAAAUGAAUAAUCUAAGAGGUAUUUAAGGAGGAGCUAUUUAUGUUUUAGAUGUGGAUCUUAAUAAAGGUAAAACAGAUCAAGAAACAAACAGAAAAUUUGUCAUUGAGAAUUCAACUUUUGAAUAUUGUUCUGCUUACAAAGGAGGAGCUAUUACCUUUGAAAAUCCGUAAUCUGUCUAAAUAAUUAGCUCUAGAUUUUAGAUGAAUUAUGCUUUAAAUGGCUAUAGCUCAACUCUUAAAAAGUAGGGGUCAGGAGGAGCAAUCUACUACACUUGCAGCUCAACAUUUGAGAAUUGUAAAUUGAAUCUAACAGGCUCAAAUAUAUUUGAAGAAAACUAAGCUUAAAUUUAAGGAGGUGCAAUUUAUUGGGACUAAAUUUAACCUAUUAUUUAAGAGAAUAUGACCUAAUUUACUUAGAAUCGAGCAAAUUAAUAUGGAGAUAAUAUCGCAUGCUUCACUUAGAAAAUUGCAAUAGUUACUUAAGAGAUCUAUUAGAAUCAAAUGAUAAAGCUAGGUCUAAAUUCUUAAGAUGACUUUUAUUAAAGACAACUUCAUACCUUGGAUAAUCUAACUAACUUUGAAAUACUAUAAGUAGCCAAAGUUUAGUCACUAAAAAGUGGUGGUGAAAUUCCAAAAAUCUAUAUUGCUUUGUUAGAUUAAUACAACUAGAUAGUUGGAUCUGAUUUUUAGAGUAAAGUCAGGGUGCAAGUUAGAACUACGAAUCUAGAUGAAGAAGCAAUGGAAUAUCCUCCAGUGCUUGAAGGAAACAGUGAUUUUUUUUCGAUUGGUGGAAUCGCAUUGAUUUAAAAUGUGGAACUUACAGGUACACCUGGCUCAAAAUAUACUCUUAACUUCCAAUCAGAUGCUAUCGAUUAAAAUAAAUAGUCAGUCAAGGAAUACUAAGCUUCAGUACAUAAAUCUGAUUCUAAUGUAAACUUGAAUGUAGCCUUAAGAUUAUGCUAUAUUGGUGAAUAAUUCACAGUUUCAGGCAAAUGUUAGGAAUGUAUAAACGGAUUUUCGCUUAUUUAAAUGACUGAACCAGGAUAUUGUUAAUCAUGUCCAACAGAUAAAGCAAUCUGCAAUGGUGGAUCUAAUAUUGGUCCUCGACCAGGGUUUUGGAGAAUGAAUAAUGUCACAUCAACUUUUGUUGCUUGUAUGUAUUAACAAGCUUGCCUUGGAAUGGUACCACCUAAGAAUAACCCAGUAGGUGAAUGCGCAUAAGGUUAUUAAGGUAUUCUUUGCUCUGAGUGUUCUGUGGGAUAUUCAAGAGAUGGGGACUUUAAGUGCUUUGAAUGUCCCUCUAAAAUUUUCAAUAUUUUAAGAUUAUCUGCAAUUAUACUUGCUAUUCUUGUGGUUGUAAUAUUUGUUAUCAAGACUUCAAUCUCAGCUGCAAUGGACUAAAAUAAUGUUAUGAGCAUAUACAUGAAAAUUCUACUCAAUCAUUUCUAAUUAAUCAUGGUUACUGCAUCUAUGGAUUUUCAAUGGUCAUAGUAAAUAAUUGAUUUCUUUAGUCAGACUAAAAAGGUUGCAACAUUUUCAACUUAGAUUUUCAGUAUUGAUUGUUUCUUAGAUGAAAGAACAUCAGAUGAUAUCAAUGAAACAUAAAAAGGUUCAAGAAUAUUCUUUUAAAAAAUGAUCCUUGUAGCGUUACUUCCUUUUAUUCUUUCAAUCGGGUGCUACAUCAUUUGGUACCUUAUUGGAUAUUUCAAGAAAGAAUUACAGAAUAAGAAAAGCAAAAUAAUGUCAAGCCUUGUUAUCUUGCUAUUUUUAGUUCAUCCAAGUAUAAUCUAAUACAUGUUCUAUGGCUUUAAUUGCAAAUCGAUUGAUGGAGAAGAAAGAUUAUCAGAAGAUUUAUGGGUAGAAUGCUGGAAAAGUGAGCAUUUAUUUUGGAGUUAUUUUGUUGCAUUACCUAGUAUUUUGGUUUGGGGUCUAGGAAUUCCAUUUUUCGCUUUUGCUAUCUUGAUUAAUCAUAGAAAAAAUCUUGACCGCCAGAUCACUAGACAAAAAUACGGUUUCCUCUAUCGUGGUUUUAAGAAAGAAUUUUAUUAUUGGGAAAUUGUAAUUAUGUACAGAAAAAUCAUCAUUGUUUUCGUAGCAGUAUUUGUAAGCAAUUAUGGAGCGAUAUCUUAAGCCUUACUCUUGUUCUUAAUUCAAAUUUGGUAAGAUUAGGAAUUUCAAAACUAAUUAACUCUAUAGCUAUUUACUACUAAACUUUUAAAAGAAACCUUUUUAGACUACUUCAUUGAAUGA
Molecule: messenger RNA, 6438 nt
Organism: Stylonychia lemnae
Lineage: Eukaryota; Ciliophora; Spirotrichea; Sporadotrichida; Oxytrichidae
Source: the annotation of a GenBank genome assembly